Ceratitis capitata (Mediterranean fruit fly) is the source of this 4637-nucleotide messenger RNA. RefSeq lists its product as uncharacterized. NCBI's taxonomy places the organism in Eukaryota, Metazoa, Arthropoda, Insecta, Diptera, Tephritidae. Gene Ontology annotation, molecular function: protein binding. The coding region runs from base 911 to 3013 and encodes 700 amino acids. The record is from RefSeq and is a predicted model, not a curated record. The transcript has 6 exons.
CAACGCAAAGGUGAGUUCAGUUGGAAUCUGAUACUCGGUGCGAGCGAACGUUGAGCGCAGGCGAAACACGUUGACGGCGAACGUAGCAAAGACGACGACGAAUCGUCCCAACAACGAUUCCGGCUUUUUGUAUGAAUAUUUAUUUUGGGGUUUUUUCUUCGUUUGAUAUAAAUAAAUAUAAAUAAAGCUGGAAACGAAUCAGACCGAAAAAUUGUGGAAUUAAUUUGUAUUAUUAAAUUAUAAAUUUUUUGUUUGCAUGUUAUUUGUGUUUUGUGCCGCGAGCGGUGAGAAAAUCUCAAAACGAGGCAGUUAACUGUUUAAAGUGCGAAAUUUAGUGAAAAUGAUAUGAUAAAUAAAUUUUUAUUAUUUGAAUUGCCGCUUGUGGAUCGACAGGGUGUGCAUAAAAGCAUCGACAACAAAAUUUUUAUUAAAAAAACGCCCAACCGCCGACUAAAAGUUGCAUUGCAAAUUAACAGUAAAAACAAAAGUAAAACCAAAAACAACAACUGCGCCGACGAGUUUUGCAUUUUUGAUUGGAAAUUAAAAAUAUUGUCAAAGCAAACAAAAAAAUAUACAUAUAUAUAUAUACAUAAAACCUUUUAAAGCAAUACUGAAACGCUAAGCGCUAUUUUUUCUACAUUUUUUUCUGCUACUGAGAAAAAUUAAAAAUUUGCAAUUUUAAUUAAUUAACAUUUGUAUACAAGAAAUAAAAAUAAAAAUUAUCACAACCAAAGGCAUUGCCUAAGCAUGUGCAUGAAAAAUUGUUUAAAGCAAAUAUAAAACAAAUAAAAAAAAUAAAAGUAGAGGUGACAAAGUCGCAAAGAAAUCAAGAAACCAGUGGAAUAGCAGCAAAUAAAGUAAAAUAAAAGUAAAUAACCAAAAAAAAAUAAAUAAAUAAGUAAAUAACAAAAUGGUUACUUCAUGUCUUGUUUCAAACGACGACAGCUGCGACGAGCUUAGCGUCAAUAACAAUAAUAAUAACAACAAAAACAACCACAACAACACUCGCAAAAACCGGGUGAACAAAAUCAACAGCGACAAUAGCGGCAAUAGUAGCAGCUGCAACAGCAACAGCAACAAAGCGACAAUAUUCAACAUUAAAAAAAUUCAACUACAACAACAACAGCAACGAAAUACGUCUAAUUGUGAAAUGAAAAAUUCAAAUGUAAAUAAUUUUACAACACUUCGCAUAUCCCUGAUUGGGAUUUUGACAUAUUUGGCCGUGGCCAAUACAAUUGUUGCGGUACAGGGUGCUGCGGUUUACUCCAAUAUCAACUUCCUCACCAAUCCAAAUUUCGAACAAAUCUGCAGUGUGCAACAGGAGCAAUACAUCGAGAGCGAUGGCAAAGAAUCUAGUCUAAUACUUGAAUUUGCGCCCGGCGUUUUAGCCGAGAAGCGUAAAUUGUGCACACGCAUCCUGAGUGCGCCCACCAAUUACGGUUUCAUUGUACGCCUCAUUUUACCAAAGAUACGACGAAAUCGUCAUGGUGUCACCACUGCGGUCAAUGGAAAAGCCGAUAGUGUAAUUGGCCCGGCGACAAGUAGCACAUUGGGUACAAUGGCCACCACAAUGACUUCGACGUCGGCGGUGACGAAAACCGGUGCAAUGGCGUCAGACAAUGCAAUGGUAGAUUCGGAUGCAAAUGCAUCGAGGAGAAGUAGUAUUCCAGCACUGAGUGGUAUGACCACAUUGAUUGAUAAGUUCAACGCAACUGUAACCAAGUCAGCGAAGGCAACGAGAUCUUGUCCAUUGUCUAUUUUCAGUUCGUUGGAUUUCCAUACGCCCCAAUGGCGGCUCGAUCCAUGUCAGCUGGAAGAUACAGCGCCUGAAAUGGAAGAUCCGGUACGUCUUUUCCAUGGACGCGUGCGCAUUGUUUGGGAGCAUGGGCAUCACACGCUGCACUCCAAGCUUAUGGUUACAGCUUUGGGUAAGGGGGAGCAGUGUCGUAGUGAGAGAAAGCAUCAGUGUUUAAGAAUUGGCGACGAACCGAUUCUCUGCAUUUCCAAAGAGCUCGUUUGUGACGGCAUUCGCCACUGUCCGGUUAGUAAUGAAUAUGACAGCGAUGAGGAUUUCGAAAUGUGUUGGAAGCGUCGUCGUUAUGGUGCACCCAUACCACCGGCGAUGGAAACGGAUAUUUUCGAACAUUUCGCUUUGGAAGUUUUUCGCAAUCUAUUCGCAUUCGAUGUGCCACCAUAUGACGAGACGACAACGAUUGCUGGCAUAACAGCUGAUCCGACACAGGAGGGCAACCCCUCCAAAGGUGCUGUGAAUAGCACUACACUACGUAAGAUAGAUUCAAAACAGAUAAGCCAAGCCGCUUCGGGAGCUGCUAAUAGUAAGGUUGGCAAUAGCACUGUGGCACCUAUAACGGCAACUGAGGCGAAUACCACCGAAAGCACGGGCGGUCACCAUCGGCGCAACUCGACGCGAUCGGGUCUCAAUUCGGAUCUAUCGAAAUACGGUCCGUGGGGUUACUUAAUGCUAGGCAUGCUGCUGUGUGGCGGCGCUUUGCUGAUCUGUGGACUUUGGGUUUGCUGUUGUCGCUUAAGCUUUCACAUUCAAACCAUCCGUUCACUUUCAGCCUCCGCCUCUCAGCACGCGACACAAAACGAACGCGAAGCAGCGCUACAGAGCGGCGCCACCGCCGGCGGUGGUGAUCUUCAGACGAGCACCACAGCGCCACCCAAUUACGAAGAGCUUGAUCCGCCACCAGCUUACUCGGUGCUCUUUCCCAAUCAGAAGGCAGCUUCAAGUACAACAUUGAGUUCGCUUGGUGCAGCCGCGCUCAUGCCACCAACAAUGGCUGCCGUGGCUGUAACAACACCCAAUGGUACCGCAUUGACAAUGCCCACAGGUGGAGCCUCAACACCAGCAGCAGCAGAAGCAGGAGCAGCAGCGACUUCGGCAGCACCCUCAGUGGCUGCGACGACAUCUGCCUCGUCUGCUGCUGCUGGCUUAUCCAGCAUUCGUAUACAGCUCGAGGGUGCAACGUGUAGUUCGCAAGCUCACUGAUAGCGGCUGUGCGUUCGCGUGGUACCUGGAAAUACGACGUCGCCUAAUGUUAAUAAAAUACUAUAGCGUAGAGAAGAAGUUUUUCAGAUUUUUCGAAAAAACGACUGACUUUUUAGUUCGAUUUAAGUAAAUAAUCCUUAGCUAAGCUACAAAAUAUAUAGUUAACUUUUUAGGUUAGAGUUUUUUAACGGUUUUUUUGUUUGUCCAAAGGUAUUACUGACUUUAUGACUUUUGUUAAAUUAAAUUGUUUUUUGUUUUUUGCUUUAUAUGACGAAGAAAAUAGUGACAUUUUAACAGAAAAUUGUAUGGUUUUGAACCAAAACGAAGUGAAGUUUCGAAGCUUAUUAUUGAUGUGAGAAGCUUUUUUCCAAAGUUCUAAAAAGCUAAGUAAUUUGUCAAAAUCAGGCAAAAAUUUCUUAGAGCUUUUUACUUUUUCUUAAAAUUUAAAAUUUCCAAAUUGCUUUGAAAGCACAAGGAGCAUAAUAACCAUGGUUUGAUACCUAUUUAAUUAAAUUAUUUUAAAACAGUGAAAAGAUUUUCAAUUCUCCAGAGCUGUAUCUAAUAUAUUUAUGAGCUUUCUCAGAAGAAAAUUUAAUUUCCCUAAAAUAUUUUUUAACAAACUAAUAUUAAAGCUUUUUGAAAGCUCGAUUCGUUUAAAAAAUACUAAAAUAUCGUAAAAAGUAGAGGUUGAAGCUUUGAAAUCACAGAAAGGAUGGAAAAUAGUUCGAGGUUUGUAACUUAAUUAAGAAGCAGUGUUCAAAAGUGCAGAAAAUAUUCUCCAAAACUUGGUCAUGAGCUCAAAGCUUUUCAUAAUUACGCUUUUUGCAUCUGUCGUCUUCAAAAGUCUUUUGGAAACUUUUAUUUUUUUCUAAAUUUUUCCUUGGCAAUAUCAUUUUCAACAAAUAGAACGUAAGCUUUAAAAGCACAGAAAGCUCAAAGUAAAAUCUUUAUCUGAAGUUUUGGAGAGACUCUCGUUUUUAUUUACAAAUUAGUGAUUAUCUGAUAGAAAUAUUAGAAUUAAAAGCUCUUUAACACCUUCAAUAAUAAUUAAGCUUUUCAAAUCAUUUUAGUAAAAUGUAGCUCCAAGCUUUCAAUUGUUUAACAGUCUGCUCUUCUUUUGAUUUCUCCUGCUUUUUUUUUAAAUAUUAAUUGAAAAAAUUUUAGCACUUUUAGCUUAAAAGCUUUUCGAUAUUUUUGGUAACGCUGUGCUAUAGUUUUCCAAAUCCUUCUUUGAUAAAUAUACCUUAAAGCUUUCCUGUCUUUAUCAGCCUUUGUUUACUUCUUUUUUUUGUAUUUUUUUAUCAAAGAAUCAAUAGUCCAGCCAAAGUUUUUUAGUAAAAGCUCUCCACCAUACGAAUUAUUGUUUGCAUUUAAUAACGAAACAAAUAAAUAUCUGGAAGUUACAAAUGGUUUGAAUUAUUUUGUAUUUGUUUAAAAAUAUAUUCUUUAAGUUUUUCCUGCCCUCCGCUCUCCUGUGAGAGAUUUGCGAAAACGAAAGGAGAUGGGCAUAACAAAAAGCUCUAAGGCAGACUUGACGUUGAAAUUGUAACGAAAAAAUAGUGUAGGUAUGUAAAAAUUACUAAUUAAUAAUUAAACUAAAUUUUUUUUUAAAGUAUUCUAAAUA